Messenger RNA from Poecilia reticulata (guppy), 1115 nucleotides. The record is from RefSeq and is a predicted model, not a curated record. Lineage: Eukaryota; Metazoa; Chordata; Actinopteri; Cyprinodontiformes; Poeciliidae.
AUGAAGAAGAGAAUCACACGCGCCAGUCCUCCGCGCGGCUUCAGUCCUGUUUACAACACCGGACGAAACGAACAACACGAGAAGCCCACAGCGGUGAUAGAGAACGGUGAGGUGAGGCUGAACGGGAAGGGGAAGAAGAUCCGGAAGCCCCGGACCAUCUACUCCAGCCUGCAGCUCCAGGCGCUCAACCAGCGCUUCCAGCAGACGCAGUACCUCGCCCUGCCCGAGAGGGCCGACCUCGCAGCCAAACUGGGCCUCACACAGACCCAGGUGAAAAUAUGGUUCCAAAACAAACGGUCAAAGUACAAGAAGAUCAUGAAGAAUGGUCCUUGUGGAGCCGAGGGAGAUCACCUCGCCCCGCCGCCACCAGCCUCCUCCUCUCCAUGCUCUCUGUGGGACAUCAGUAUGGCUGCCAAAGGCCCGCCUGUCCACUCUGGAGGAUACAUGAACAAUUUUGGACACUGGUACUCUGGACAUCAGCAGGACGCCAUGCCAAGGACUCAGAUGAUGUGACUGACGGAACAGAUGCCAGACCUCUUGGAUCAGUUGUGGAUAUUAUACCAGCAAGCUGAACUGGAAAGUACAUGGCUACAUGUGCGUUACAUUGCUUACAGUCUGAGCCACUUUGGAGGUUAAAUAGUAUUGAGUGGCACAUCCUGCUGUGCCUAAGAAGACAUACUGAGCAACUUCUUGCUGAACACUGCAGCCCUGCCAACACAGGACGAUUAAAGGAGUGCAGGAACUGCCGAAGUGUCCCUUUAUAGCUGUUGCUGAAAUAAACUUAUGGACAUGCAAUGUGUUUAUUUUCCACCAAAAACGUAUAUAAAAAAAAUAAGUUUUUUUUUUUUAGGGCUUUCUAAUAUUUUUUUUAAGAACUGUAAUAAUUCAGUUAACCUACUUGUUUGCGGAUGUGGGCAGUUUGAGGAGCUGAAUGAAAUAAAGAGUUCAUGGGGAGCUGAAGUUUGAGCAUCUUUUUUUUGUUUGCUUAAAAAUCUGGCAUUUAUUGAAUACUGACCCGUUCAAUAAAUGAAAACAUCACUGAAAAGUCCAUUUAUUUCAGAAACCUCAUCAUUAAAUGUAACACAUUAUGUAGACUAGUUACAUACAGAGCGUUU